AUGAUAGUUAUAGACCUAGAUCAAGGACCUCCUAGUAAGUCUUUCUUGUGUGAUAAGGACUACCACCAUGAGCGCAGAAGCAGGAACUCAUCUUCCAAAGGCUUGGGAAAUGACGCGAUGAGCAAAGCGCUCAACCAAAUUUCCAAAUCACCUUUCACGCGCAGAAUUGAGGGAAGGAGACUUCCUCGGUGGUUCACUCAGCCCUCAUUCACCAUGUAUAAUGGUCAAACAAACCCUGUGGAACAUGUAAGCUACUUCAACCAGAGAAUGGUUGUGCACUCCAAGAAUGAGGCCUUGAUGUGUAAGGUAUUCCCAUCCAGCUUAGGGCCUGUGGUGAUGAGGUGGUUUGAUGGCCUAGGUGCAAGUUCCAUUGAUUCCUUUAAGGAGCUCACUCGAGUGUUUGGAUCUUGUUUUAUUACGUGUAGUAGGGUUUCUCGCCCUUUAGAUUCCCUGUUAUCCAUUUCCACGCGAGAAAUGGAGACCCUAAAAACGUACUCAGACAAAUACUGGAAGAUGUUCAAUGAGAUUGAUGGGGACUUUGAUGAUGUGGCUAUAAGGACUUUUAAGGUUAGCCUGCCUACCGAACAUGAUUUGAGAAAGUCUUUGACCAAGAAGUCGGUAAGGAGUGUGCGUCGGCUUAUGAAUCGUAUUGAUGAAUACAAGCAAGUUGAGGAAGACUAG
Molecule: messenger RNA, 681 nt
Organism: Quercus robur (English oak)
Lineage: Eukaryota; Viridiplantae; Streptophyta; Magnoliopsida; Fagales; Fagaceae
Exons: 1
Coding region: 1-681 (226 amino acids)
Source: RefSeq, a predicted model, not a curated record